This is a messenger RNA of Mesoplodon densirostris (Blainville's beaked whale), 1573 nucleotides long. RefSeq names its product mitochondrial ribosomal protein L43 (gene MRPL43). Gene Ontology annotation, cellular component: mitochondrial large ribosomal subunit. Gene Ontology annotation, molecular function: structural constituent of ribosome. Gene Ontology annotation, biological process: mitochondrial translation. Lineage: Eukaryota; Metazoa; Chordata; Mammalia; Artiodactyla; Ziphiidae. The record is from RefSeq and is a predicted model, not a curated record.
CCGCGAGGCCGGGCUCGACGGCUUCGGAGCUCCGGCCAUGACUGCGCGCGGGAGCGCUAGCCGCUUCCUGACCAGUGUCCUGCACAACGGGCUGGGUCGCUACGUGCAGCAGCUGCAGCGUCUCAGUUUUAGCCUCAGCCGUGACGCGCCCUCGUCCCGCGGCGCCAGGGAGUUCGUGGAACGGGAGGUGACCGACUUCGCCCGCAGGAACCCCGGGGUCGUAAUAUACGUGAACCCGCGGCCGUGCUGCGUGCCCAGAGUAGUGGCCGAAUACCUUAACGGGUCUGUGCGCGAGGAGAGCAUCCACUGCAAGUCGGUCGAGGAGAUCGCCACGCUGGUGCAGAAGCUGGCGGACCAGUCGGGCUUGGACGUGAUCCGCAUCCGCAAGCCCUUCCACACGGACAGUCCUAGCAUCCAGGGCCAGUGGCAUCCCUUCACCAACAAACCGACAACGCUGGGCGGGCUGCGCCCUAGAGAGGUCCAGGAUCCUGCCCCAGCCUAGCGGCUAACACAGUGAAGAGUUGCUCCACCUAUUCCAGUCCCAGGGUUUGGACUCUGACCCCAGCAGAGUCCCAGUAGAGGUAGUUCUUCCUUCUGGUUUGGUUCACGGGAGACAGAUGGAGCCCACCAAAGGGGAAGCUGACGCCAAAGCUUUUGCUUGGGAUAAAGAAGAGCUGCCUGUUUCUUGUUGAUGUCCCCUGUGAGGGGCAGAGACUGUGAGUCUCCUAAUUCUGAUCCAGCUGACAUCUCUGAAACCCGAGAGUCUUCAGAUUUCACUGGAUCUUCAUUUCUUAAAUCCAGAUCUCAAAUCACAGUGAGCAGAUUUAAGGCUGGCUUCUGAAGAAUCCCUCAUGUCCUGUUUUUGCAGCCAUUGACCAAGAGAGAGCUAGUACCUUAUACCCUGCUGUGAGCAUGGCAUUGGGCUAGGUCCUUUAUAUCUGUGAAUGUUUGUGUGCAGAUUAGAAAACUGAAGUUAAUAAACUUGUCAAGGUCACACUUGAAGUCUGCUUCAAAAUAGGCAUAUAUUUAAACUAUAAUGCCAUUUUUUAAUCUUAAAACCAGAAGCGAGCUUCCCUGGUGGUGCAGUGGUUGAGAGUCCGCCUGCUGAUGCAGGGGACACGGGUUCGUGCCCCGGCCCGGGAGGAUCCCACGUGCCGCAGAGCGGCUGGGCCCGUGAGCCAUGGCCACUGGGCCUGCGCGUCCGGAGCCUGUGCUCCGCAACGGGAGAGGCCACAACAGUGAGAGGCCCGCAUACCGCAAAAAAAAAAAAAAAAAAAAAAAAAAAAAAACCAGAAGCAAAAUGAAUAAUAACUCUUCAGGAUGGUGUAGUAUCAAAGGCCACGUGAUUAGUCUAGGCUUGACCCUUGGAGAGAGUGAUUCUCAGGCCAGCUGAUAAAUAGGCAGCAUCUUCUAGGCUUAGCUAAAAAUGAGGUGAGGGACGGGGGGAGAUGGUGAGAAAAAGAGCCAGGAGGUAAAAGCCUAGAAACUGUUGUAUGAAUUCUUGAACUGUUGUAAUUUUGUUUGUCAUCCCCUUAUCACCAUGAUCAAUAAAUAGUGAGAGCCUUUAAAAAAG